Cinara cedri is the source of this 391-nucleotide messenger RNA. NCBI's taxonomy places the organism in Eukaryota, Metazoa, Arthropoda, Insecta, Hemiptera, Aphididae. The record is from the annotation of a GenBank genome assembly.
AUGGAGCGUUGGUGUCAAAUUUCAAUUUCCGAAGAUAGAACGGCGUUUCAACGAGCACAUAUGCAACUUUUAAGAACUGAGUUGUCAAGAAAAGAAGACAGAAAUGAUAACUGGUUUAUUAAGUAUAUUAAGAGUAUCUAAGUAACAGAUACAAGAGUAACUAAUUCUAGCUAAAGAGCUUAGUUUAGAAUCAAUAGCUUCGAGACGCUUGUUUAUGAUGUUGCUUUUAUUUACAGGCUAAUUAAUGGAUGGUUAAUUUGUCCCGAGUUUCAAAAAAAAAUUGAUUUUAAGGCACCUUCUUUAAAUUUAAGGAAUAAUCCUCCCUUUUCUAUUCCUCAUUGCUCUGGCAAAUUAAUUGCUAGUAGUCCGGAGUAUCGACUUUUGAUUAAUG